AUUCGCCCUAGCUUGUCGCGCAUACUGACAGGUGGAGUUUUUAUCUCAGACAGUUGAAUUCCCCCCUCUUCCCCUUCCAGUAUGGCUGCAGACUCGAUGGAGAUUGACGACUCUCUUUACAGCCGCCAGCGCUAUGUGCUGGGAGACAGUGCUAUGCACCAGAUGGCCCAGUCCUCCGUCUUUCUCAGUGGAAUGGGUGGACUGGGGAUUGAGAUAGCAAAGAAUAUUGUCCUGGCUGGUGUGAAGGCAGUCACCCUUCAUGACACAAAGCAGUGUGAAACCGUGGAUCUGGGCUCCAACUUCUUUAUCCGCAAAGAGGAUGUUUUGAGCCAGAGGAGAAGGGUGGAGGCAGUGUGCCCUCGGGUUGCAGAGUUGAACCCUUAUGUCCAUGUCGACACAUCUUCCUCUGCUUUGGACGACAACACAGAUCUCAGCUUCCUUGGAAAGUACCAGUGUGUUAUUCUCAGCGAAGCCAGAUUGAGUCUACAGAAGAGAGUCAAUGAGUUUUGCCACUCACACCAACCCCCUAUCAGAUUCAUCGGCUGUGAUGCAUACGGCAUCUGUGUGCGGGUGUUUUGUGAUUUUGGAGAUGAGUUUGAGGUGUCAGAUCCCACAGGAGAGGAGCCCAAGGAGAUUUUCAUCCAUAGUAUAACGCAGGAUAAUCCUGGGGUGGUGACCUGUAUGGACAACCAACCCCACGGCAUACAGACAGGCCAGAGUGUUGUGUUCAGAGAGGUCCACGGCAUGGUGGAGCUCAACGGCACCGCAAGGCCAGUUUCAGUCCUUUCCCCUCACAGUUUUUCAAUAGGGGACACAUCCCAACUGCAGUCAUAUGCACAUGGGGGUUUCUUUGUUAUGGUGAAAGCCCCCAAGACGUUCAGAUUUGAGACGAUGGAGAAGCAGUUGUGUGAUCCACAGGUCAUGACUCCAGACUUCAGUAAACCAGAGGCCCCACUACAGAUCCAUGCCGCCAUGUGUGCUCUGGACGUCUUUCAGGAGCAGCACAGUAGACUUCCCAACACUGGGUGUUUACAGGAUGCUGAGGUUUUACUGAAGCUAACCGAGGAAGUGAAUGAAACUCUCAGGAACAAAGCUCCUGUGAAUACUGAGUUGGUACGCUGUCUCUCGAGAACAGCGAGGGGAACUCUUCCUCCGUUAGCAGCAGCUGUGGGAGGUCUAGCCAGCCAAGAAGUUCUUAAGGCCAUCACAGGGAAGUUUGCACCCCUGCAGCAGUGGUUUUAUCUCGAUGCCAUCGAGGUUGUCAGGCCACUUCAGUCUGUUUCUGCUGAGGAGUUUUUACCAAGGGGCGAUCGGUAUGAUGGAUUACGAGCUUGCAUCGGUGAAUCGAUGUGUGUAGAGCUGCACAAGCUCAGGGUCUUCAUGGUGGGCUGCGGUGCCAUUGGCUGUGAAAUGCUGAAAAACUUCGCCCUGCUUGGGGUGGGAUUGGCUAACAGCUCAGGGGAGGUGUUCAUCACAGACCCAGACCUUAUAGAAAAGUCCAACCUCAAUCGGCAGUUUCUCUUCAGACCACAUCAUAUACAGAAACCGAAGAGUACCACGGCAGCAGAAGCCACUCAAGAGAUCAACCCGGAGCUGCAGGUGGACGCUCAUCUCCACAAGGUGUGUCCUGCUACUGAGAGCGUCUACAACGACGUCUUCUACUCCCGUCUGAACCUGGUGGUCACGGCGCUGGACAACGUGGAGGCUCGGAGAUAUGUAGACAGCCGCUGUUUAUCCAAUCAGAAACCUCUCCUGGAUUCUGGCACCAUGGGAACUAAAGGACACACUGAAAUCAUCGUGCCAAAUUUGACAGAGUCCUACAACAGCCACAGGGACCCCCCAGAAGAGGAGAUCCCAUUCUGCACUCUCAAGUCUUUCCCUUCUGUCAUAGAGCACACUAUUCAGUGGGCCAGAGACAAGUUUGAGAACUUGUUCGUCCACAAGCCCUCCAUGUACAACUCAUUUUGGCAGACCCACUCCUCGGCUGACGCGGUGCUACAGAAGAUGCAGGUGGGAGAAAGUCUGGAGGGGGCCUUCCAGGUCGUUAAACUGCUGAGCAAACGGCCCAGCCAGUGGGACCAGUGCGUCGUUAAUGCCCGACUGAAGUUUGAAAAGUAUUUCAAGAGAAAGGCCCUACAACUGUUGCACUCUUUCCCGCUGGACACGAGGUUAAAAGAUGGAAGUCUGUUUUGGCAGUCCCCAAAAAGACCUCCAGCACCUUUUGAUUUUGACUUGAAAGACUCUUUGCACUUCACCUUCAUUGUCAGCACUGCCCGGCUCUUCGCAGGGAUUUAUAACAUCCCUUACUCAGAAGCGGAUAUCUCUGAAGAGGCGGUGACCAGGAUUCUCUCAGGAGUAAAGAUUCCCGAGUACAUGCCUUCACAGAAAUGCAUAGAGACAGAUGAGUCGGCGAAGAAGCCUGAUUCCAUGAAGAUGCCUCUAAGCAGUGAGGAGGAGAGGGAGGCCAUCGCACAGCUGGAGCAGGCCAUCGCUACGGACAACGUCACAGCAGAGAGGCUACAGGUGAGUCCACUGCUGUUUGAAAAGGACGAUGACCGCAACGGCCAUGUUGACUUUGUCACCUCAGCAUCUGCUCUGAGAGCCAGGAUGUACGCCAUCGAGCCCGCGGACAGACUCAAGACCAAACGCAUCGCUGGCAAGAUCAUCCCCGCUAUCGCCACAGCAACAGCUGCUGUGGCUGGACUGGUGGCCCUCGAGUUGAUCAAGGUGGUUGGAGGCUAUGAUUUUGAGUCCUUCAAAAACUGUUUCUUUAACCUGGCUAUCCCUGUGAUGGUGCUCACUGAGCCUGCCCCACUGAAACAGACACUCAUCAGGGACAACAUUUACUUCUCCAUUUGGGACUGUUGGACCAUCUUUGGCCAUGAGGACUUCACUCUCUCUGAGUUCAUGAAUGCAGUCAGGGAAAAGUAUGGAAUGGAGCCCACUAUGGUCGUACAUGGUGUGAAGAUGCUAUAUGUGCCUGUGAUGCCUGGACACUCAAAGAGACUCAAACUUACAAUGCAGAAGCUGAUCAAGCCGUCAGUGGACCGCCGCUACGUUGACCUCACCGUGUCCUUCGCUCCAGAGGCGGACGGAGACGAUGACCUCCCCGGCCCCCCCGUCAGGUACUUCUUAAGCCGCAAUGGAGAGACACCCUGACACCUUCCUGGAUGUCGUCUUCAAACCUCUUGUGUCCUUACUUCCCUUAUUUCAUGUAAAUUCUUGUACCCUAAAUAACCUGGGCCAUGGCCAAGAGCUUUCCCUCAGGAUGUUUUCUGACACGGGCAAAGCCCCUGGCCCAACACCGGCCCCCUGUAAGUAAUGGAGCAAGACAGUGCCAGUCCUGGAGCCAGAUUUGUUCUAGCCCACACAAGGCUGCUUGAGUAGCACUUAACUGUACCUGUGUACAUAUUUUCUCUGUUCUGUUUUCUACUCUGGUGAAAUGCACAGCUCUGCCUGUGUGGAUGCCUUAAUUGAUUCAUAACAUUUGUUUCUGUUUGUGGCAGUGAGUCUGACUAAAAACUAUGUUUACAGAAACUUGCAUACUCCCUAUUUGUCUAAUUUCUGUUUAUAGUCUGCAAGUCCCUAAAGCGGGUGGUGAUAGGACUGUAGGGGCAGGGAUGUGGAUUUGUAGUUGGUAGGCAUCACGUCUUCUUCCUCUGUCCUCUCAUUGGCUAGAAAUCAUAAUGUAUGUACAAUUACCAGGUGCAAAAGGUCA
This is a messenger RNA of Notothenia coriiceps (black rockcod), 3718 nucleotides long. RefSeq names its product ubiquitin like modifier activating enzyme 6 (gene uba6). Gene Ontology annotation, biological process: protein sumoylation. The transcript has 32 exons. The coding region runs from base 82 to 3159 and encodes 1025 amino acids. Lineage: Eukaryota; Metazoa; Chordata; Actinopteri; Perciformes; Nototheniidae. Gene Ontology annotation, molecular function: SUMO activating enzyme activity. The record is from RefSeq and is a predicted model, not a curated record. Gene Ontology annotation, cellular component: cytoplasm; SUMO activating enzyme complex.